Molecule: messenger RNA, 1867 nt
Organism: Vespula pensylvanica (western yellowjacket)
Lineage: Eukaryota; Metazoa; Arthropoda; Insecta; Hymenoptera; Vespidae
Product: WD repeat-containing protein 46
Exons: 6
Coding region: 145-1710 (521 amino acids)
Biological process (GO): maturation of SSU-rRNA from tricistronic rRNA transcript (SSU-rRNA, 5.8S rRNA, LSU-rRNA)
Cellular component (GO): 90S preribosome; nucleolus; small-subunit processome
Molecular function (GO): protein binding
Source: RefSeq, a predicted model, not a curated record
UCUCAUCGUUCGCACGUUGGAAACUCGUGUAGUAAAGUUAGGUUAUAAAGCACAUGUGAUUGAGUAUUCGUCGGGUGUGUUAGUGUAAAUAAAUGUAAUAAUUUUUAUAAUGAUAAUUGUAAGCUGAUAUAAAUUAUAUUCACAAUGGAACAGUCACAGCAAAAAAGGCGUUCAAAAAGAGUUCCCAUUAGCAAAAAGAAACUCUUAAAGUAUCAUAAAGGACCAGGGAUUAAUUUGCAAAAUGAGACUACUAAGAUAAAACAUAAAAUACAUAAGGAAAAACUUAAACUAAAAGAGAAUGCUAUAAAAGCAGCAAUCGAGAAUGCUGCCAGAGCAGAAUUACUUUUAACUGAAGAUUAUGGUCAUUUAGAACCCGAUGCUGGAGAGACAACUACUCAAUAUAAACAAUCAGAAAUUGCUGCUAAUGUUGAUAUAACAAGUGCUACAAAGUUCUUUACAUUAGAUCUAAAUUUUGGUCCAUAUUGUUUAAAAUACUCUAGAAAUGGUAGACACUUAGUCCUAGGUGGUAGAAAAGGACAUGUAGCAGCACUUAAUUGGGUGACAAAAAAACUUGCUUGUGAAAUGAAUGUUAUGGAAUCUGUACAUGAUAUAUCAUGGCUUCAUAUUGAGACAAUGUUUGCAGCUGCACAAAAAGAUUGGGUUUUUAUUUAUGAUAAUCAAGGAAUAGAACUUCAUUGUUUAAAGUCAAUGAAUGGAAUAAAUAAAUUAGAAUUUUUGCCAUAUCAUUUUUUACUAGCUAGUGGUUCUAGAGAUGGUUAUCUAGCAUGGCUGGAUGUUUCUAUAGGAACAAUGAUUUCUCGUUAUCAUACUAAAUUGGGCAACAUAUCUGUAAUGACACAAAAUCCAAGUAAUGCACUCAUUUGUGUUGGUGAUUCCAAAGGAGUAGUAUCAAUGUGGUCUCCAAAUACUAGACAACCACUAGCAAAAAUGCUUUGUCAUAAACAAAAAGUUGAAGCUUGUACUAUUCAUCCAUAUGGAACUUAUAUGGCAACAAGUUGUCCAGAUAGAUCUUUGAAAGUUUGGGAUAUUCGACAACUUGCAGGUCCUGUUCAUAAUUUGUUUCUUCGAUAUCCAGCACAAUAUUUAUCAUAUAGUCAGCGAGGUCUUUUAGCUGCUGCAAUGGGAAAUGUAGUAGAGGUUUAUAGAGAAUCUAUGAAUGAAAUUAAGCCAUACUUAAGACAUAAAUCAUCAUGGAAUAUAACAAGUAUGCAGUUUUGUCCAUAUGAGGAUGUUCUGGGUAUUGCAACAGCAAAAAAUGUUUCAUCUCUCUUAGUUCCUGGAAGUGCAGAAGCUAACUAUGAUGCUUUAGAAAUAAAUCCGUAUCAAACGAAGAAGCAAAGACGCGAGGCAGAGGUUAAAGCACUUUUAGAUAAAAUUCAACCAGAAUUAAUAACAUUGGAUCCAACAGCAAUAGCAGAAGUUGAUGUUCCUAAAUUAAAAGAAAAAGUAGAAGCAAAAAAGAAACUCUUAUAUAUUAAACCAAAGCAGAUUGAUUUUAAACCACGUAAUACUAAAGCAAAAGGAAAAGGUGGAACUGCGAAAAUAAUUAAAACUAAAAAGAUAUUAAAAGAUUUAAAACGUAGAGAGAACAUAGAAAUGCUUAAAGAUGUAAAUACAGAAAUGUCUACAAAAAAAGCGGAAGUUCCAAAGAAAAGUUAUGGUGUCUUGGAUAGAUUUGUUUCUAAAUGAAAUAACAAUAUCAGAUAGAUUAUGAAAAUUUCAACAGAUAUAACUUAAAUGUAAAAAAUAUUGCUAUAGGUUAUAUCGAAUUCACAAUGAUUUAAAUAUUUCAUAAGCUAUACAUAUGUAUAGACAAAAAUAAUAAAGAAAUCAUUUUUUUAAAUAA